AUGGGUGGUAUUCAACAUCAGAAUUUAAAUAUUCUUGCUAGAGAAAUUUGGCAGUGGUGUGAACAGAAAAACAAUUGGAUCUUUGCAUCGUAUAUCCCCUCUCAAGAAAAUGAAGAUGCCGAUCGAGAAUCAAGAAAAAACAAUGUCGACACUGAAUGGGAGAUUGGAAACGAAUAUUUUCGUAAAAUAGUUAGAAAAUAUGGUACACCGGAAAUAGAUCUUUUCGCGAACAGAAUUAAUAAAAAAUGCGAGGUUUUCUGUUCCUGGUUUCAAGACCCAGAAAGUUUCAUCGUAGAUGCGUUUACAAUCAACUGGCAUAACUGGUUUUUCUAUGCGUUCCCUCCGUUUGCUAUGAUUCCUAGGGUCAUUCAGAAAAUUGUAUCUGACAGAGCACGGGGUAUAUUAGUAGUCCCUUAUUGGACCACUCAGGCUUGGUUUCCAGUUUUCGAGACUCUUUUAAUCAUUAAAUCAUCCCUUGCAUCAAAAAAUGUUUUUGAUUGUCGGCAAGCUAUCCGGACAGCGUUCGAAAAAAGAGGACUUCCGUCAUCAGCCGUAGAGAUUGUAAUACUAUCGCUUGCAGAAGGAACAAUAAAACAAUAUGCUGGUCCAAUAAAAGAAUGGUUUGGAUUUUGCGAAGAAAAGAAGCAAGAUCCAUAUAAUAUCACAGAAAAUAAUUUAUUAGAAUUUUUAUCUCACAAGUUUCAAGCAGGAGCAGCUUAUGGCUCCCUAAAUUCAAUGAGAGCAGCAAUAUCCCUAUUAUCAGAAAAAAGCCUAUCAUCUAGUCUAUUAUUAAAUAGAUUUUUCAAAGGUGUCUAUCGAAAUCGUCCUCUAAGGCCGAAGUAUGAUAAAACCCGGGAUCCAAAGAUAGUCUUAGAUGUGUUAGAAACUUGGUUUCCCUUGGAAAGUUUAAAGUUGUCAAGGUUAACGUUAAAAGUAGCAACCUUGUUAGCAUUAGGCACUGCUCAUAGAAUACAAACGUUGGCACUAAUUAAAGUAAGUAAAAUCAAAAAAGUAGAAGGAGGAUUAGAAAUAGAAAUUGAAGAUUUUACAAAAACAUCUAAAAAAGGUGUAAAUCAACCAUUGCUGUUUUUACCCUAUUUUAAAGACAAACCUCAACUAUGUAUUGCAAGCACAGUAGAAAAAUAUAUUGAGGCUACUAAUUCAUUAAGAAAUAAUGUUGACAAACUGCUAAUCACUUUUAAGAAACCUUACAAAGAAGCGUCUACUCAAACAAUCAGUCGUUGGGUUAAGUCAGUGUUAACAGAAAGUGGUGUUCCAGAAGAAUUUACCGCAUAUUCAACGCGACAUGCAUCCACAUCAACUGCAUAUAAAAAAGGAAUUGACAUAAACACAAUUAAGUCAACGGCUGGUUGGACGAAAUCGUCAGAGGUUUUCGCAAGAUUUUACAAUAGACCAAUUAAAGUAUCGAAAAGCAUAUUCGCUGAAACAGUUUGUCUUCAAGCUAAUAUAAUAAGUUAUUAA
This is a messenger RNA of Chelonus insularis, 1482 nucleotides long. RefSeq lists its product as uncharacterized. Lineage: Eukaryota; Metazoa; Arthropoda; Insecta; Hymenoptera; Braconidae. Gene Ontology annotation, biological process: DNA integration; DNA recombination. The transcript has 2 exons. The record is from RefSeq and is a predicted model, not a curated record. Gene Ontology annotation, molecular function: DNA binding. Bases 1 to 1482 code for a protein of 493 amino acids.